AUGACUGCACAAGUUGAUACCAGAGAACCUACCAAUUUUGCUACCGACAAAAGUUUCUAUGCCAUUACCAGAGUUGCUUCAAAGAAAUUUUCAAGUCUUCGUCGCCGUAUCUCUGGUCGUGAUUCCGUUCGCAAUCUUGAUGUUAAUUCAUUAACAAUCUCAAAUAAUAAACAACAGAGAGCAAAAGUCAAUUCCGUCCAACAAGAAAAUUUCUACUUUGCAGGGCAAAGAACAAAUUAUAAUCAAAAAUCACCAAAGAUGGAUAAAGACAAUGUAUUAAGAAAAUUUGAAGAAAGCAAUGACUCGGUUGCUCAAGACUUGCAGCUUACUAAUUUAACUAACAAAGAAAUUGAACAAAGCUCAACCAAUGAAAAACCUCUCAAGAGAAAUUCUUCUUUAGGAAAAGUCAAGAAUGCUGUAAAACGAUUUGCUAGUAUUAGACAAGAAAGAAAAAGAGAUUCUGAAGCAUAUCAUCAAGAUGGGAAAACAAAUCCUUUCGAAUAA
This is a messenger RNA of Dentiscutata erythropus, 504 nucleotides long. NCBI's taxonomy places the organism in Eukaryota, Fungi, Glomeromycota, Glomeromycetes, Diversisporales, Gigasporaceae. The record is from the annotation of a GenBank genome assembly.